This is a messenger RNA of Vespula vulgaris, 10439 nucleotides long. It is a transcript of the gene DIP-delta, whose product is annotated as lachesin. The record is from RefSeq and is a predicted model, not a curated record. The transcript is spliced from 13 exons. The coding region runs from base 891 to 2198 and encodes 435 amino acids. Gene Ontology annotation, cellular component: neuron projection. Lineage: Eukaryota; Metazoa; Arthropoda; Insecta; Hymenoptera; Vespidae.
ACCACCAUCAGCACCAGGCCACUAUAGAGCCUUCUUUAGCUAGCUCUCUCUCUCUCUCUAACAUAAGUUCGUUCUCUCAUCGUUUUACGUCCUCGGUUUUUUCGUCGUGUGAUAUUUCGAAAGGAUUCUAAAAAGAGAAUCUUUAGAAAAUGUUGUUUCGUCGUCGCGACGUGUCGUCGCGUUAAAUCAAAAUAGAAAAAAAAAAAAAGAAAAGAAAACAGAGAGAGAAGGGAAAAAAGAAAUAACGAGAGCGUGACAAAAACACAAAGGAAAAAAAAGAGAGAGAGAGAGAAAAAAAAAAGAUCGCUGAAUAAUCGCGAGAGAAGUGUCCGUUAAUUCGGUUAUCAUCGAUCGUCUUUGGCGAGAGGAUAAACGUGCCCAAGUGUCGGGCUUCUCGCGAAUUGCGAACGUGUGCUACGCGAUUACACAGUGACAAUGUUCUUUCACAAUCGUCAGGCCCUACCGUCAGAACCAAUGAAAUAUCAUCGUCAUUUAUAAAUACUUCUCUUUUUCUCUAUAAUAAUUCUCACGGAAUUAUAUUUUUGAUAGAAAGAAAAAAGAAGGACGGAAAGGAAAUAAAAUAAAGAUUAGAGUCCAACUUGUCAACAAAACGUGUCGUUAAUUGAUCAUUUUUCAAAAAGAGUCUUGGAAGCGUUCCCGGACACAGCUGUCUUGACUUUUGAAUUCUUCAUUUUUGAAGCAAGGAAAAGUGUGCCAUAAAUGUUUCAUAGACACCCCUCGUGGUGCGGAUAAUAUCACGAUAUAUACCUCGUUCAGAAUCGGAGAAUCGAAGCUGGAUCUCGAGGAUCUCGACGAUAUGUUCCCGGAAAUCCAGCAACUGCCGUGAAAAAGUGAGCCACGUGAUAUAAAGAGUAACAACGGCUGGGAAAAUGGCAGACAGACCGAAAAGUCGAUACCUGACUUUCAGCAUACUUCAUAUCAUCACGUUAAUGUGCCAAGCGCUUUCAGAGCCACCGAUGUUUGCCGAACCAAUACCAAAUGUCACCGUAGCACUUGGAAGGGAUGUCAGUCUACCUUGCGUCGUUGAAAAUCUCGGUAGUUACAAGGUCGCUUGGGUCCACGUCGGUAGACAAAUGCUAUUGACGAUUCACAAACACGUUGUCGUCAAAAUACCAAGGUUCUCCGUGUCGCACGACAAUCAAAAAACGUGGCUAUUACACAUCAAUGGAGUACAACAGGACGACAGAGGAUACUACAUGUGCCAAGUGAAUACUAAUCCUAUGAUGAGUCAAGUAGGAUUUCUACAAGUCGUUGUUCCACCAAACAUAUUGGACUCUUUAUCAACGGAGAGUACAGUCGCCGUACGAGAAAAUCAAAACAUCACGUUAACGUGUAAAGCAGACGGAUAUCCAACUCCAAAAUUAAUGUGGAAACGUGAAGACGGUCAAGGGAUAAGCAUCAAUCGGCACAAAAAAGUAUCCAAGUACGAUGGCGAACAAUUAAAUUUGACGAAGAUUACACGUAAUGAAAUGGGAGCAUAUCUAUGUAUCGCAACCAAUGGCGUUCCACCAACAGUUAGCAAAAGGAUCACCGUUGAUGUCGAAUUCUCGCCAAUGAUCUUUGUACCAAAUCAAUUGGUCGGAGCACCAGCUGGUACCAAUGUGACGAUCGAUUGUCACACCGAGGCCUAUCCUCGUGCAAUGAGCUAUUGGUUCCUAGGGGAUGAAAUGAUACUCUCGAAUGAGAAAUACACGACUACCAUAAUGGAGAAUAGCUACAGGGCUCAUAUGAAAUUGCACAUAAGGAAUCUUCAAGCUGGUGAUUUUGGAAACUAUCGAUGCAUCAGUAAAAAUUCGUUGGGCGAAACAGAAGGUUCUAUAAGGCUCUAUGAAAUCCCAAAACCAUCGGCUCCACCCAAGGCAACGGAAAUCAAGAGCAGCGCCAACAAAGAAGGACGAGCGAGCACACCUCCACCAGCAAAAAGGCCGACUACCGUAUGGCCAUCCUCUUACAACCCGUAUUCUCCGAAAAGGACGGAAAGACCAUCGCCAUCGAGCGAAGACAGGGUCGACAGGCCUAAACAGAAACUACGUGGUGAUUACAGUACAGGAAGUGCAUACAUCAUCAGAUGGAGUGCACCGCAGUUGAUGAUCGUUGCGGUACAGUACAUACUCACUGGACCGUACAUGCCACCAUACCAACAUGCAUACGUGGGAUUACGUUUAAGCGACGCGUGAGCGGCCACAGUCUACGGUAAGCGAGGCGUAACGGAGAUACCGCUCCGUGACGUCGUUAAGCGCCGGCAUACAACACGAUUCCACGCAACGAGACGCACCGCCGCCGUGAAACGACACCCUCUCCCUCAUCUCUCCACUACAACGUUGCUCUUUCGAUGCUGAAACUUCGGAUCGAUGAAAAGAGAAAAAGAGAGAAAGAGAAAGAAAAAGAAAGCUUUUUCGUGCAUUCGCCCAUCCCCUCAAGAUUUUUUUCUUAAAGAAAAUCGACGUUACCGACGUUUACGAAGGUCGGUAAAAAUGGGACGUAAGAAGGACGAAGAAGGGAGAAGGGUGAAAUGGGGGAGGAAAAUAGGGUAGGGGAAAGGUUGUGGGCUACGGAUAAAAAUGGUUGCUCGAAUUUAAAGCGGGAAGAGUUUUACGACGCUGUUAGGUAUUAAACUUGAAGGUAAAUCCUGAUACAACUCACCCCGCACGAAUUUAUGUCCGUAUUCAUUAUUCCAACAAUAAAAAGACGCUCCCUUAAGGAAUUCUCCGCUUCUCGAACCGACGGUAAUAAAACCUUAGCUUCGCUUUACGGUCAUUCACGGAAAGAUCCUAAGAUUUUCUCCAUCCACCCACUUACACUCGGGAACGAUGUAAGAUAUAUUUAACUCUUCGAAGUGGAAAUAUCAUCGAUUUGUCAUAAGAUCUCUCUCUUUCUCUUUCCACACACACACACAUAUAUAUGUAUAUAUAUACCUAAAUGGUUUGAUUUUGAUUUCAUUUAACUUCUUUACAAACUUAUUUCCAAUCUGGCCAAUAAACCUAGAAUCUACGUUCUAAGGGAAGAAAUUUUCAAGGAGACUUACCGAAAGGAUAAAUUUCAUCGUAAAUGAGAGUACGCAUGAAGCAUAGCAAGGAGAAUCAUAAGAUUCUACGGUAUUUCGGGAACAAGUGGUAUUAUCGUUUUAUGCUUUGUUUCUAUCCUAUCUCUCUCUCUCUCUCUCUCUUUCUCUCCCCUUCCUUACCCUUCCUCUUUCGCACUUCUCCUAAUUACCUCUAUUUCCUUGAAACAUAAACUGCAGUGAACAAUCCCCAUACGCAUUAACGAAUUCACUUGUGCAUUAAUUAAACGUAGCUUCCGAUAAGAGAGAAUGGCUUGAUCUCAAAGUUAAAAUUUAUAAAAAAAAAAGAACAAGAAGAAAGUAAGAAAAAAGAAAGGGAAAAACCGAUACACGUUUUUCGUCGUCGAAACGAUUUAACACGAAAAUCAAGAAAGAUAAAUUCUACUACGAUAAAUAAACUGUACAUAAAAUAUAGUCAAAUUUUUUUCAAUCAAUUUUUUGCUAUAUACAUAUACAUAUACAUAUGUAUAUAUGAAGAAAAUUUACACACAAUACACAAGCACAUAGCUCUAAAAUAUUAUGGAUUCAUGCAUAACUCGGUAUAGAGUAAAAAAAUUUUCAUUUCUUCCAAAAGUUCUAUAACAUUUUUUCAUGAUAGUGAUUGCAUAAUACACUUACAACGAUUAUGUCUAAAAAAGAAAGAGAAAGAGAGAGAGAGAAAGAGACAAAGACAAAGACAGAGAGGAGAAUCAGGUGCGAUGAAAUUUUCGAAUGACGCAAGGGAGUCUUGUGGUUCAACGAGCUCGAUGUAACACAAGUAGAGAAGGAUGAGGAUCUGUACUGUGUGACGAGAAAAAGAAAAAGGGAGAUAGAAAGAGAAGGAGGCAGAUAUAAAAAGAGGGAGAGAGAAGGAGAGAAAGAGAGAGAGAGAGAGAGAGAGUUAGUUGCUAUAGAAGGGUAGAUGGAGGAAGAGGGAUCCCGUUACACACAGUCUGUAUCAUCAUUUUGCGAUGUACUUGCGAGCUUUUCCCGCCUCGUUUAACACGGCCCAUUCAUAAUAAGAUGACGGCCGCAAAAGUAUUGGCUCUUAUCGUAAAGCACAAAACGCGUUACCACGCUAGAGAUCCUUCGACCACCGAUUUACCAGCACCGUUCUACCAGCCUGAAUAUCUAUUGUCAGGAAUUACGAUAUACCUACAGUCUAUUCCAUUCGGUCAAUAUUUUCUCGGUUCCUCUGGCGGGUUCUCGUAAUUACCUGAUUAAUAAAUAUAACGAAAGCAAUCUCCCAAGCUUGAAAUCGAUCGAAACUGGAGAAAAUAAGAAUAAGUACAACGGACUAAUCAUUUUGCCAUUUUCUACUUUAAAUUUAAUAGAUUCCCUUUCUACUUAUCACUUAUAUGUAUCUUCAAACGCGUGAGAUCUACUUUGGGAUAUUAAACGGAUAGUGGGAGGAGGAGAAUUACGAGAAAUUAAUGUACGUUUAUUGGAUAGUUAGAUAUAUAUUCGCAUACAAAGUUUUUUUUUUUAUUAUUUCCUUUUGUACGAUAAAUCAAUUAGUUAUAUUAAGUUCGAUGAUUAUAAUAUCGACAAAAUACAUUAUCUACAUAUUUUAUUCGCCAUCCUCUUGCUAUGUUACUUGAACUAGUAAAAAGCCUUAUUUCAUAUAUUCAUAUCGACAUAUAUUUCUAAUUAUGAUCGAUAAAUAGCAUUUACGCGAUGAAGGAACAUGCAAAAAUCUCAUUCCUAUGCAUUUAUCUCCCUCCCUCUCACUCUCUCUCUCCCUCUCUCUUUCUCUUUCUCUUUCUGUCCAAUUUGCAAUUACCAAAUUGAUUCGAUCGUUUUACCAGUAACAUAUCCGACUAAAAAUAACGAACAACCGAAGCUAAAUUUCACGGACGCGAAAGGAUACGAAAAAUGUUUUAUCAUUGGUGAAUACGCAAACGUAGCAUACGUGGAUUUCAGAUAUAUCAGGAAAAAGUAUGUUUUUGUUUCUUUUUAUUUACAGUAUACUACUAUUUCUCCAUAUUCGGCGAAUGGUGGCGAAUAAAAACGUUAAUUGAAAUAAAUGUGACCGCUUUUUCGCCAGCGAUUAUUCUCAUCUCCCCUACCUCCUGAUUUCAACCACCACCCUCUCGCCCAUCCUCCACUUUCACGACGCGGUCGAUACAUCGUACAAUAAUCUCGAUUGACCAUUGUGUUCGCCUUGAAAUGGUCUACGUCGUACGUGUUGGAAAACGUGUGGUUUGGUAAAAAGAAAAAAAAAGAAGAAGGAAAAAGGAAAAAAAUAGAAAAGAAAAAUAAUAAUCAAAAUAUAGAAGCUGUAACUGAUACUUCUCCUUCAAUAUCAAUUUUCAUUGGAAACAUUCCUUUUUCAUAUUUUUAUCGUACAAAUAAUUUCGAAAAUAAUCGUCUAUAGAAAUGACAAAAUAUGAUACUUUGUAACAGUAUUCGCUUAUUCGCAAUGAAUAACGUAUGGUUUUCUUCAAAAAUAAAAAAUAAAUAAAUAAAUAAAAAAGAGAGAGGAAAGAGAAAAAAAAUAACAAAACUAUAACAAUACGUUUUCUCUGAGAUCACUUUUCAUUGGGGGAAAAAAAAAAUUAUUCUUUUUUUCUAUCGUCAAUAAUUUCAACGAUGCAGUGAAUAUUUUUUUCUAUCAUCAAUAAUUUCAAUUACAUUGAAAAACAAACAAACAAAAAUAUCGAAACACGAUAUUCUCUUUCAUUUAUUCAUCUCUUUCCCAUUUAAAAAUCAUAUUUUCAAUAAAUAUAUUAAUCUAAGAAUAUAUGCAUGUACCUUAAACACAAGGAAAUUAUAAUCACUAUAUUUCACUGUAUAUAUAUAUAUAUAUAUAUACACACGUACACGUUGUAUAUAUACAUACACGUUGAUUGGACGUUUGCAUUAACCAAAUUUAUAUCGGAUGCCAAUGAACGAACGCAAUAGUAUCAUUUACCGAGGCCGACCAGGCCAGUUAAUUAAUCUCUAAACUAUAUCGAAAAGGACGGACGUAGCUAUUCAUAAUUCGCGAAUUAUAAUCGCAUACGAUCGAUUAUUGUUUCGUGUUAUGUAUGUCCCAUGGAAACUGGAAAUCGCGUUUUCUCGCGUUUGGCCAAGCCGAACACGGAUAUUCUUCCUCCGUCGUAAUAACGAAAAUAUACAGGAAAAAUCUAUUGCAAAAGAUAAACGAUUUCCAUCGACUGAUCCAAAGAGAUGCAAAGAGAAAAGAAGAGAAAGAAAAACAAGAAAAGAAGAAUCACGUAAGAACACAUAAAACAAGUUGAAAGUAUUAUCGCUUAUACUUUGAUAUAUAUAUUAUAUAUAUAUUAUGAUUAUGAUUACUAUGAUGAUGAUGAUGAUUAUUAUCAUUAUUAUUAUUAUUACUAUUAUUAUUAUUAUUAUUAUUAUUAUUAUUUUUAUUAUUAUUAUUAUUAUAGAAUUAUAAUAACAAUUAUUAUGAACAUUGAUACUAUUAUUGUUCUUGUUAUUAUUAUUAUUAUUACUAUUAUUUUUAUUGUUAUUAUUAUUAUUAUUAUUAUUAUUAUUAUUAUUAUUAUUAUUAUUAUUAUUAUUAUUAUUAUAUUCGAGAAAUUUAAAUUAAAAAGUGCAUGAAGUAAAACGUUUACGCAUGCACAAAUGAAUGCUCUAUAAAGGAAGUUUAUAAAUUUUAAUAUAUUAAAUCGACCGACAAUUUCGGAGGAGGUUCGAACUACGGAAAUGGUAGAAAAAGAUACAGAGAGAAAAAAAGAAAGAAAGAGAGAAAGAGGGUGGAAGAAAAAAAGAGAGAGAGAAACAUGAAAGUGAAGUUUACUUUUCCGAAUUUUUAUUCGUUCCUCCGAUCGAUCGUCGGAUACGUCCGGACGUAAAUUGUAAGAGAUGUAAGAUGACUUACUGUAAAUAAUUCGAUGUAUAAACCACGUUUCGAUCGUUUGUAUGAUAUACAGUGUGAACGUAUGUACGUGAUGGUGGUACUCGUGUAUGUACGAUGGAAUAUAAUGUACGAAAAAAUCAAUUCCAUCGAUCGAAUUCACUUGGACGUCAACGUGUUUUGUGUAUGUACAUAAAUUUUAAGCUCUGAUAAGUGCCAAAUAGAAAUCAUUUAUCGUCCUCUCUACGCAAUACCGUCUGAUAUAAUCGGCAUUACUCAAGGAGGAUACUCGAUAUGUAAAAUGAAGCUAACUGUUCCAAUGAGCACACGUUUGUUUUUCGCUGUUAAAAAAAAAAAAGAAAAAAGAAAGAGAGGAACACGCAAAGUAAAACAAAAAAAAAGAAAAAGAAGAAGUCUACACAUAUGCGAAGCCUAAUAUCGAUGAUUGCUUUUUUUAUAUCUUUUUAAUUUUUUAUAAACAUUUAUACUCGACGAGUACUUUUAAUAUUGCAACAUUUGAUCUCAAUCUUGCCAAAAAUAUUGUCCAAUCUAUUAACACGUUGAGUAAUCAUGCUAUUCGAUUAAAACUAUUGAAAUUGAUUUCAUUUGUUUAUUGUAAUAAUUAACAAAUGAUAAAAGGAAGAAUUAAAGUAUGAUGUUAAAAAUAAUAAUCAUAUGCAAAAUUAUAUACUUAUCAAUUUAUGCGUAUUAGGUAGGUACUCAACGUGUUAAACGUUUUAACAAAAUUCACGUUCACUCGAUGCUCGAUAAUGAGCAUAAAAUAAUUUUAUGUAUGUAUAAUCAUCUCUAUACCUACUUAUAUUUUCGGAUGAUUGUACACGCACAUACAUAUAUACACAUACGCAUACACAUACACAUAUACACACCUCAGUGUCCUCGUGUAGUCUCAUAAUCGCUUGAAAACUCGAUAACAGUCGUAGAUGAUUCAAGAAGAAUAGAAAAUAAAGAAACGUGUUUCAACGAUUCUAAUAUGUUACUAAUCAAUAGUAUUUACAAUACAGUACCAUUAAAAUGAUAAGUAUUAAAUAAAGAAUUAGACAAAUCAGUGUGCUUUUCGUUUUGAAACGAGCGUGCUUAUAAUAAUUAAUCGUCGAGACUAGUCAUUAUAAAGAAGCACCAUAAGUCGUGGAUUCGAAAGUCAAUCGAUUUAAACAUUUUUCAAGAUUAACAUUAACAUUAGGAUAUAUCAUAAGUAUGUUCGUUUUUAUUUUAAUACUAUAAAUAUAAUAAUAUUAAUAUUAUUAUAUGCAUUAUAAAUUAUAUCGUAUGAUUUAUAUAAUAUUAAAUGUCAAAUUUGUAUCCGAUAAAAAAGAUUUUAAAAAAAGAAAAGAACAAAAAAAAGAAAUGACCAUUUAAAGGAUAAUAUUAAAGAGAUAAAAAUUGCUUAUAUCCUACAUUUUUAAAAUAAAAAUAAAAUUAAUAUAGGUAAACAUAAUCUCUAUCUCUUUCAAGAUCAAAACACCGUUCGACUUUCGAAUCGAAUUAAAACGACAUAUUGUAUAUGUAUGUAUUAUGUAGGCCAUGGAAUUCAUACAAAAGAAAAUCGAUAAACUUAGCGAUAAGGGGACGAUUACUAUUAAAAUUAUGUUAUUAUCGUCGUAAGUAUGGUAUCUCGUAGUUAACACUAAUGCCUACUCGCCAAUAAAAGUUAAGAUCAUGUUGCACAUACUUACGUAUGUAUAAUGUCCGAGUUCACCUAUUUGUAUGUAUGUUUGUGUGAAUGCGCGCGUACGUGUGUGUGUGUGUCUGUCUAUCUGUCUGUGCACGUCCGUGUAUGUGUGUAUGCGUGCCUGCCUGAUCGUAUAUAUAAUAUACAUAAAUAUAUAUAUAUAUAUAUAAACGUGUGCAUAUAUAAAAGUAUUAUUGUUACUAUUUAAUUGUUAUAAAUACGGACACAGUGUCAGGCACGGUCUGAAGGUUCACUUUUUUUCGACCGACAUGUUUCGCUGUGUUCUUGUACAUAAAUUUCAUCAUACUUAUAUACAUACAUAUAUACAUACAUACAAACAUACAUACAAACAUACAUACAUACAUACAUACAUACAUACAUACAUACAUACAUACAUACAUACAUACAUACAUACAUACAUACAUACAUACAUAAAGGACGGUCUAAUAACUUCAAAUCACUAAAUCCUACGAUAAUAUUACAAUUUUAAAUAAAAAUAUAAAAAGAAGCGUUGAAAAUGAGUAUAUAGCGAUGAUAAUAAUAAUAAUAAUAAAAAUAAUAAUAAUGAUGAUGGUGGCGAUAACGAUGAUGACAAUGAUGAUGAUGAUGAUGAUGAUAAUGAUGAUGAUGAUAUUGAUGAUGAUAAUGAUGACGAUAAUGAUGAUGAUGAUGAUGAUGAUGAUGAUGAUGAUGAUGAUGAUAAUGAUCAUGAUGAUAAUGAUGAUGAUAAUGAUGAUGAUGAUGAAGACGACGACGAUGAUGAUGAUGAUGGAUGAUCAUGAUAAUGAUGAUGAUAGUGAUAAUUAAUAGUAAUAGUAAUAAUAAUAAUAUAAUAAUAAUAGCAGUAAUAAUAAGUAUAAAAAUAAGAUUAACAAUGAUAAUGAUAAUGAUAAUGAUAAUAAUAUAAAGGCAGCCUGUCCCUUUCUCGAAUUUUUCCACAAUGACACACCGCACCGUAAAUUUUUGGCUUUUAAAAAAAGAUUUCACAUUUUAUACACGUUGUCUGACGGUGUGUCGAAACAAGAAAGUAUUUUAAUAAUCUCGAUUCGUCGCUUGAUAUGCCAUUUUAGCACACGCGUUGUUAUCGAUCACAAAAAAAAAUUAAGAAGAAGAAAAAAAACAGAAAAUAAUUAUGCCGAAUACUAAGCGGAGAACUACAUAAGUACUUUCUUUUUUUAUUAUUUAUUCCCAAUUUUUUUUCUUUCUUCCUUUCUUUCUUUUUUCUUUUUUUCUUUUAUCUAUUUUUUUUUUAGCGAUCUUGUAUCACUCUCGUAUAAAAUAAAGAAGAAAAGAAAAAAGGAAAAAAGAAAAGAUAAAAAAAAAGGGAAAAAAAAAUAAAUAAAUAGAGAUUUCAACUAUUAAACAUUGCUUUUAAUGUGCGUCGUCCCAUUGCUACGCGUAUAAUUAUUAUAAUCUAAAUGUCUCUGCGUUUAAUACGUAAAACAAAGUAUUAGAUUUACGUUCCAUCAUGAGGUAUGAAAAAGAUAAACUAAAUACGGCGAAUCGAUCAUUUGUCAUUUCUAAAAAAAGUAUUGUCAAUUAAGGAAUAAAGUCCAGUACUCUGUAAUUAAAUAACGGACGCUAUAUAAUUUGAUUUUUUUUGUUAUAAUGUCUCUCUCUCUCUCUCUCUCUCUCUCUCUCUCUCUCUUUCUCUCUCUCCGUCUUUCUUUCUCUCUCUUUCUCUCUUUAUCUUUCUCCAACCUUUUUCUAUCUGUCAAUCUCUAUUUCUCUCAAUUUGAUAAGAAUAUAUUUUAUUCAUGUUGCUGUAAAUUUCGCGCGUUAAAACCCCGAUUGUGAUAAUGUGGUAAAGAUAUUUAAGAGUAGUUAUAUAAAUAAAAGAUGAGAGGAAUGGCACAAAAGAA